GGGUGUAAUAAUGUGGUAAACGACGACGACGGGGCCGUACAAACGUUACCGUGUUUGAUGUUGCUUAUGCCUCUUGUCCCUUAGCUUCUACGCCGCCGUUUCAUUCCCUUAAUUCCCACGAUUAUAACAAUCGUAGUUUCGAUCAAAUUCAGGUAAAUUUCAAUUUCUUUUUGUUCAAUCCGAUCUCGUCCUUCCCACCGAUCUUUGAAAGCUUUCCUCUUUUCGGGGUUUUCGUUUUCUUUUGGGGGAUUUGAUCGACAACUAUUCCAAUUUUAGCUUUUCCUCAUUGUCAAUGGCAUCUUCUUCAGACCCAUGGGUCAAAGAAUAUAACGAAGCUGUAAAAAUUGCAGAUGAUAUCAAUGGCAUGAUAUCUGACAGGAGUUCCUUACCUGCAUCAGGACCAGAAACUCAGCGUCAUGCAUCUGCAAUAAGAAGGAAGAUUACGAUUUUAGGGACUAGACUAGAUGGAUUGCAGUCCCUUUUAUCUAGACCUACUGGGAGGCCCUUAACAGAGAAGGAGAUGAAUCGACGCAAGGACAUGGUUGCAAAUUUGAGAUCCAAAGCGAACCAUAUGGCUUCUGCAUUCAACAUGUCAAACUUCGCUAACAGAGAUAGCUUGCUGGGGCCAGAAAUUAAGCCAGAUGCCAUGAGUAGAACAGUUGGUUUGGAUAACUCUGGCCUUGUUGGUCUUCAACGGCAAAUAAUGAAAGAGCAAGAUGAGGGUCUUGAGAAGUUGGAGGAGACAGUAGUAAGCACAAAGCAUAUUGCAUUGGCGGUCAAUGAAGAACUUGAUCUGCACACCAGCCUCAUUGAUGAUCUGGACCGACAUGUGGAUGUUACUGAUUCUCGCCUAGCGAGAGUGCAGAAAAACCUGGCAAUUUUGAACAAGCGUACGAAAGGUGGUUGUUCGUGUAUGUGCAUGCUUUUAGCUGUUAUCGGGAUCGUGAUUCUGGUUGUCGCCAUAUACUUACUGAUCAAAUACUUGUAAUACCAACAACAACAGCCAAAAAACACAACAAGCUUGCUUGCAAGCUUGUUGUUUAGUGUGUGUCGUGUGUGGAAUUGGUUCUCAAUUAUUACUUCCAUGUUGGGAAACUUCUCAUUUUGCUUUCUCAUCCUUUUCUCUUUAUAUCUUUCUGGUGCUUUGCUUGUGUGAAGAUAAUGCUGAGCCGUUCAGAACAACUUUGUAAAUUUACAAAGUAAUUUAAGUCUUGUUGGGCACAUCUUUAACUAUUUAUUGAAUCUUCUUCUUUUGUC
Theobroma cacao (cacao) is the source of this 1257-nucleotide messenger RNA. RefSeq names its product syntaxin-51-like. Lineage: Eukaryota; Viridiplantae; Streptophyta; Magnoliopsida; Malvales; Malvaceae. Gene Ontology annotation, molecular function: SNARE binding; SNAP receptor activity. Gene Ontology annotation, biological process: vesicle fusion; intracellular protein transport. The record is from RefSeq and is a predicted model, not a curated record. Gene Ontology annotation, cellular component: endomembrane system; SNARE complex.